Messenger RNA from Thunnus maccoyii (southern bluefin tuna), 1533 nucleotides. RefSeq names its product protein FAM8A1-like. Lineage: Eukaryota; Metazoa; Chordata; Actinopteri; Scombriformes; Scombridae. The record is from RefSeq and is a predicted model, not a curated record. The transcript has 5 exons. The coding region runs from base 83 to 1090 and encodes 335 amino acids.
UUACAGUUAGUCAUCUUCGCUGUGCUCACAUGAUGAAACGAUCCAACACGACGUUGUACGUGACGCGUCACCAACAUCAAACAUGGCUGACGACGAAAACACAAACAUGGAAGUCGACAAGGAAAAGCCUUUGGCAGAUAAAGUUAAACCACUCGUAAACGGCAUUUCCCAGAGGCUAAACAGCCAGAACAAUGCCAAAGGCGAGAAAGACGCAGGUGAAAGCCGCGCCACGGCGGAAUACUGCGAGAGGCUGCAGGCGUGGAUGUGGCAGUAUUACACUGGAUAUGCGACCUGGCAGAGCUGGCUGGCAGCGUCAGCCAUGUCCUACCCGUGUUAUCUACAGUCAACCAGCGGGACCUCGACGCCACCUCUCGAUUUAAACCCCCAGAACUGGUAUAACAGUCCGUUCAGCCUUCCGUUGUCGCCUUAUUAUUCACCUGCUGCCACCUCUCCAAGCAGCCGGGUAGGUGAGACUCCUGGCGGGGCUGCAGUGGCAGCUCAGCCGCCGCAGCAGCAACAGCAGCCGCAGCCGCAGGAGAAUGGAAAUGCACAGAGACCAGGUCGGGAGUACAGUAUUCCUUCACCUCUCCAAAGACUCCUGGCUGAAAUGGUGGAUUUCUUCAUUUUGUUUUUCAUUAAAGCAACCAUAAUUAUCAGUAUUAUGCAUCUCAGUGGAAUCAAGGAUGUUUCCAAGUUCGCCAUGCAUUUCAUAGUGGAGGAAAUAGAUGAGGACACAUCGAUGGAGGAGCUACAAAAAAUGAUGCUUGUCGCCCUUGUGUACCGGAUUUUAGUGUGUUUUUAUGAGAUUGUGUGCAUCUGGGGAGCAGGAGGAGCCACUCCAGGGAAAUUUCUAGUAGGACUCAGAGUUGUUACAUGUGACUCAUCAAUUCUGGUUCAACCUAACAGGGUGCUUGUAGUGCCAGCAACUAAUGUCUCUCUGUCUGCAUCGACUGUCCGAGCCUUGAAUAAGAAUUUUUCAAUUGCCUUCUUUUUCCCGGCCUUCAUCACGCUUCUGUUCUUCCAACACAACAGGACUGUGUAUGAUAUGGUUGCUGGUACUAUUGUUGUCAAGCGCUCCAGGGCCAGAUGACGCAAUCUCCAGAGGAGAGUCCCACAACUUUGAGCAGGCACUACGUGAUGUUUUUGAAAAAUGCCUGCAGAACUCAGUCCUUUACUUUCAGAAAAAGCAGGAGCAUUACGAUGGUGGCAGAGAGAUCGAUAUGCACCAGUGUGAACGAUUUCAGACCACUACAGCGUGGGUGUGGUUUGUCUCUGACACAUACUGUAUUUCUGCAUGUGUGUCCACAUGCUGCUUUCAGAUUUGUUCCUGUGCCAAAUUCAUGUCUCUUUUGAAGACAGGAAAAAUGAUGGUAUUUGCUACCUUUUCAUUGAAACAAGAUUUGCCUCUUUUGAAAUACUCUUCCAGAUUAGGAGUGAAUGUCUUGUAUCACUCAGUAUUUAAAUGACUAAUCAUGCGUUUAUGAGAUAAUACCUUCAGUGUGUAUCUCUUUGUAUUAAAAGUUUGUCUUAAGA